CGAAAGACGCGGAAGCACCGGAUUUCGACAUUGUUUCAUUUCAAUGGGACGUCUUCAGAAUGCACGCGUUGGCUGGUGAUGCAGACCCCGCCAUCUAUUCACCAGACUUUUACGAGGAUCCAGAUGACAAGAUCAUCAAUGAAGCACCGCCUGAGAAGGUACAGGCUCUUCAAGAUCGCAAAGCUCGGCAGGGUCGGAUAAUCCAGGAGGCUGAAGAGGUCGAAGAGACUGCGAGGCUUCGGAUGACGCAAGGGGAUCGAGCAGCGUUGGAGGCUUAGGAAGACAUCGUGG
Colletotrichum phormii is the source of this 291-nucleotide messenger RNA. RefSeq lists its product as uncharacterized. NCBI's taxonomy places the organism in Eukaryota, Fungi, Ascomycota, Sordariomycetes, Glomerellales, Glomerellaceae. The transcript has a single exon. The record is from RefSeq and is a predicted model, not a curated record. The coding region runs from base 60 to 278 and encodes 72 amino acids.